Diachasmimorpha longicaudata is the source of this 1240-nucleotide messenger RNA. It is a transcript of the gene Hus1-like, whose product is annotated as checkpoint protein HUS1-like. The transcript has 3 exons. Gene Ontology annotation, cellular component: checkpoint clamp complex; site of double-strand break; nucleolus. The coding region runs from base 504 to 1175 and encodes 223 amino acids. Gene Ontology annotation, biological process: mitotic intra-S DNA damage checkpoint signaling; telomere maintenance; mitotic DNA replication checkpoint signaling. The record is from RefSeq and is a predicted model, not a curated record. Lineage: Eukaryota; Metazoa; Arthropoda; Insecta; Hymenoptera; Braconidae.
ACUCGACUUAAUAACUAGCUUAUUCUUCGAAGUAAAUCAAUAUUUAUUGUGAAAUCAUUUCGAUUCAUGUGUUUACUCUGGAGGAAGGAGGAAAUGAUGUCAGGGGUAAUGAGUGUUCGAGAUGAAAACAAUAAAUUCGGAUGGGGUUAAACAGCAUUGUGGUGACAUCUGUUGAGGAAGAAGGAAACACGAGAGACGAUGUGAAUCAAAUGAGAAGAAUCACUAAUAGAUUGAAUUCCCGCCAAAAUAAGAUAAUGGAUUUUAGAACUCCUGAGGAUUUAUUUAUAUUCUAGAAAUAUUAUUUCCACAUUAUUUCUUAAAGAAAUAGAAAUUCAACAUGAAGUUCAGGUGCAAAAUGACGGACAGCCUCGCAAUGAAGGAUUUUACGAGACUCAUUUUUUUCCACAGAUAUCAUUGGUGCAAUAGCAAAAAUCUCAAAAUUCUGCGUUCUCCAAUUGACUCCGCACGAGGUUUGCUUCACGGUUUUUGAUGAUCGGCAACCCAUGGUAUGGGCAGAAUUAUCCAGAGAUCAUUUCUUCAGUGAGUACCUCGUGGAAGGUCUCUCCUCAGAGAACAAAAUUUGUCUGGAAUUUGACGCUGUCAUGCUGUCAAAGUCACUGACUUCGUUGAAACAAAGUGCUACAAGCGUGAAGAUCAAGUUGACGAAUAAACAGCAACCCUGUUUGACGCUGGAGAUUGAAUUGUGCUCAGCAACUUCUGAUUCUUGGCACUGUGUCCAUGAUGUGCCCAUCAGAAUGGUGGCCCGAAAGGAGUGGCCUAGUUACCAUCCCCCAGACAUCCCCGCAUUUCAUAUAUCAUUAGACCUCCCUCAAUUAAAACACCUAAAGAAUGUAGCAGAAAAAAUGAAAAACCUGAGUCCCCUGUUGUCAAUAUUCGCCAGCAACGACGGAAUAUUAAUCCUAAGAAUCGAAACAGACUCUGCCUGUGUUUCCACACACUUUCCAAGCCUCGACAUUCAUCAAGAAAGUGAGACAGGGGAGGAGAGGAUCGCAGUGACUGUUGAUAUUAAGAAAUUCCUAAUGUUUCUUGCUUGGGACUCUGUUCACCCAGAAACUGUCAAGUGCAGUAUUCUUCGCGAUAAAUUAGUAUAUCUGCAUCUGAAUUUAAAUGAUAAUUUUAAAAUUCAUUACUUCUUACCCGCCACUGUGUUAUAGAAUAACAAUUUUUUUAUAAUAUAAUUUAAUAAAAGCAAAGUUAUUUUUGUAAAUAUAUGUUUUUU